AUGCUAAAACCCGCGAAACGUAAGCGGCGAGAAAAUGCGGGAAGUGGCGGGAAGAAACCCAGGCUAGAAGAUGACCCGGCAAAGGAGAGGAAAUUAGAGAAGAAGGAGAAGAAGGAAGAGGAGGCUAAAGUAUUGAUAGUGGAUCGGUUGAACCUUAAGGACCCAUAUCCAGCUCUCCUGGAGUUAACAAAUAACAGUAUAGAGGGGGAGGAGGGGGAUCUGGUCGAGGAGUUCUUCAAGGGAGGGGGUCAAGUCAAUCAUAUCAUCAAUAUACUUCUCCUUAGGGAGGGUAAGGUUCGAGCGAAUGAUGUGGCCGCCGUUUUUAUGGCGGCACGAGCAAUUAUAAUGCGUGUAGUCAGGAGUGAGAACCCAAGUUUGUCAUUUGGGGGCAGAGGCCUCGCGUUCUCUAUUGAACUUACAAAGGCCAGAUCUGUUUUGAGAUUGUUAACAGCAAUUGUAACCCUAGGCCCUUCUACAGCCCGUCUGCUGCUGACAAGAUUGGAAUGGGAGAACGUGAACUGGGAAUCUUUGCCCAACAGAAUUGAACCCAAGGAUGACCCAGACAUCAGAACAUGUUACAUUCAUUUCCUCCUUUCAUUCUUAAUGGAACCUAGCGCUAUGGUCAUAAAGGAAUUUUUUGAGCGUAAAACUCGUCUCUACUCUAUUCUACCCGGGCUAAUAUUUGAUCCCUCGGAGACAGUUCAACUUGUUCUGGAGACUUUUAGAUGUAAAAUCCUGGAGAACGGGGCUGUUAGCAAAACCUACAAGAUGAGAUUGUUCGGAGCUCACAAUAUUAAACCUAUCAUUGCACUCCUCAAAUGGCAAGGACCUAAGGACGCAAAGAAGAAGAAGAAAGGAUUGAAGAAGGAUGAGGGAGAUGAUGAUGAGGAGGAGGAGAGGUUGGAGGAGGUUAAAGCCAGCCUCCUGGAGUUUCUGAGGAUCCUGCUUACCAGCACUAAGCAUGGUUUGCUCUUCCAGGAUCCUGAAUAUGGUUGUGAGAGAACUGCUAACCCUCUAGUUGCUGAAGUCCUACAGCAGAUUACUAAACCCUGGAUUCUGCCUGAUGAAGCGAGGGAUGAGUGGUCUCCCCGGGAAUCUGUUGUUUGGACGAAAAUCAUGGAUUUCCUGUUUACAGUGUUCAAGAACAUUAAUGUAAAUCAUGUCAAGGAGUCAUACAAGAAAAAUAACAAGGAGGAACCAAGCAAUGGGAAUUAG
This is a messenger RNA of Eurytemora carolleeae, 1215 nucleotides long. RefSeq lists its product as uncharacterized. Gene Ontology annotation, biological process: maturation of 5.8S rRNA from tricistronic rRNA transcript (SSU-rRNA, 5.8S rRNA, LSU-rRNA); maturation of LSU-rRNA from tricistronic rRNA transcript (SSU-rRNA, 5.8S rRNA, LSU-rRNA). NCBI's taxonomy places the organism in Eukaryota, Metazoa, Arthropoda, Copepoda, Calanoida, Temoridae. The coding region runs from base 1 to 1215 and encodes 404 amino acids. The transcript is spliced from 13 exons. Gene Ontology annotation, cellular component: nucleolus. The record is from RefSeq and is a predicted model, not a curated record.